UGAUGGAUAAUUUUAGGUGUCUACUUGACUGGAUUAAGAAAUGCCUAGAGGCCGGGCACGGUGGCUCACACCUGUAAUCCCAGCAGUUUGGGAGGCCGAGGCAGGUGGAUCACGAGGUCAAGAGAUUGAGACCAUCCUGGCCAACAUGGUGAAACCCCGUCUCUAAUAAAAUACAAAAAUUAGCUGGGUAUGGUGGCACGUGCCUAUAAUCCCAGCUACUUGGGAGGCUGAGGCAGGAGAAUCGCUUGAACCUGGGAGGCGGAGGUUGCAAUGAGCUGAGAUCGUGCCAUUGCACUCCAGCCUGGAGACAGAGUGAAACUCCGUCUCAAAAAAAAGAAAAAAAUGCCUAGAAACUUCGUAAUUUUUGGGUAUGUCUGUGAGGAUGUUUCCAGAGGAGAUUAUUAGCAUGUGAGUUUGAGUGGACUAGGUGGGGAAGAUCUGCCCUCAAUGUAGGUGGGUACCAACCAAUUUGCUGGGGGUGCAGACAGAAGAAAAACAGAGAAAAGGCAAAUGUGUUCAUCCAAACUUGCUGCACCUGAGAUACACUCUUCCUCUCCUGUCCUUGGACAACAACACCAGGCUCCCAGCCUUUGGACGUAAGCACCUCCCCUCCUCACCCCCAUCCCCUCCAGUUCUCAGGCUUUCGACCUUGGACUGAGAGUUACACCACUGGCUUCCCUGGUUCUGAAGCUUGUGAAUUUGAAUUGAGCCACAGCCUGCAUCCCAGGGUCUCCAGCUUGCAGACAGCUUGUCGUGGGACUUCUCAGGAUCCAUAACUGGGUUUGGCUCCAGCAGCUGCUGUUGCCACCACCACUAGUUCAAGCACCAUGCAGUUUACCUCAAUAUCAAAUUCUUUGACCUCCACUGCUGCUAUUGGGCUCUCAUUUACAACUUCAACGACUACCACCACCACUUUCACCACCAACACUACUACCACAAUCACCAGUGGCUUUACUGUGAACCAAAACCAACUGUCAUCAAGAGGGUUUGAAAACCUUGUACCUUAUACUUCAACUGUUAGUGCAAUAGCAACUCCUGUGAUGACAUAUGGUCACCUGGAGGGUCUUAUAAAUGAGUGGAACCUUGAGCUGGAAGAUCAAGAGAAGUACUUUCUUCUCCAGGCCACUCAGGUCAAUGCUUGGGACCAUACAUUUAUUGAGAAUGAUGAGAUGAUUAGUAUUUUACAUGGAGAAGUGAACAAAAUGAAACUGGAUCAGAAAAGGUUGGAACAAGAAUUGGAUUUUAUCCUGUCACAGCAACAGGAACUAGAAUUUCUGUUGACUUAUUUAGGGGAGUCUACGAGUGACCAGAGUGGACUUCAUUAUCUGCAGGAUGCAGAUGAGGAGCAUGUGGAGACCUCCACCAGAUCUGCAGAAUUCUGAAUGCCCAUAUGGACUCCCUGCAGUGGACUGAUCAGAAUUCAGGCAUGCUGCAAAGGAAGGUAGAAGUGGUAACACGGGUUUUCGAGGAUUAUCGUCACAAGGAGCAUGCACACAAUGUCAACACUGCUUUUUAUUGAAUGACCAUAUCUUCGGCAUGUCGUUUCUGGAUUAUUACCUACAAAUUCUGAUGUUAAAUAGAGUAGUAUUUAUACUUAAUAUUUCAUCUUGAUCAUAAUGAAUUGUGCAUCCUUUUUUUCAUUUAAGUAUUGUACUGUUGAGAAUUACACCUUAGUUUUGUUUUUAGUAUUAGAAAAUCAAAAUUAUACUAGCCCCUUUGUCCAGACAGCAACCUCUUAGAUGUUGACCCUAUAUGUGUAACUUAUAUGUCUUACUCUCCCUGGCAUCAGUACACAUCAUCCUUCUCACUCCAGUUGAAUCGUAGGGUGAUGUUUGCCAAAAGUACAUGCCAACCUAUAUAGUGCUAGAUACUGUAAAGUCUCUUCUUCUCAAAGGAACCUACUGUCUAGUUUGAGAUAUAAUUAAUGCUUGUCUGCAUAAAAACAAUAUAGAUAAUAUAAAGAGGUGCAGUAUGAAUUAUAGAAAGUGUGUUAUAGAGAUUCAGAGCAGGGGGGAAAAGUUAGGGUAGUUUAUUAUUAAAGGGUUAAGGAAAGGUAAGUUUCAAGGAAUUUGGUUAUUUUUAAUAUAUGGAUAUACUGGCAUUUUAUUUGGUUUUAGCGUAUGAUUUAUAGUUGGUGAUUUCCGUGUAUUUGUUUGCUUUUCUUUUUUUUGUUUGUUUGUUUUGUUUUGUUUUAAAUAAGCCUUGUUCUUAGGUUUGGAACAGUCUGGUCUCCUGUGUUUCAUGUUUCACCUAAGUCAUAAAUAAAGGUAAUGUCCUAAAAAAAAAUGUCAUACUGAAAUUAACUAUUAAAAGUUUUUAAGUGAA
Messenger RNA from Pongo pygmaeus (Bornean orangutan), 2325 nucleotides. It is a transcript of the gene NUP62CL, whose product is annotated as nucleoporin 62 C-terminal like. Gene Ontology annotation, cellular component: nuclear pore central transport channel; nuclear pore. Bases 828 to 1382 code for a protein of 184 amino acids. Gene Ontology annotation, biological process: RNA export from nucleus; protein import into nucleus. NCBI's taxonomy places the organism in Eukaryota, Metazoa, Chordata, Mammalia, Primates, Hominidae. The record is from RefSeq and is a predicted model, not a curated record. The transcript is spliced from 8 exons. Gene Ontology annotation, molecular function: structural constituent of nuclear pore; phospholipid binding.